Tupaia belangeri chinensis (Chinese tree shrew) is the source of this 960-nucleotide messenger RNA. Its product is annotated as olfactory receptor 52K1. Gene Ontology annotation, biological process: G protein-coupled receptor signaling pathway. The transcript has a single exon. The coding region runs from base 1 to 960 and encodes 319 amino acids. NCBI's taxonomy places the organism in Eukaryota, Metazoa, Chordata, Mammalia, Scandentia, Tupaiidae. Gene Ontology annotation, cellular component: plasma membrane. Gene Ontology annotation, molecular function: G protein-coupled receptor activity; olfactory receptor activity. The record is from RefSeq and is a predicted model, not a curated record.
AUGACUAUAAUUCUUUCCAAUAAUUCUUGUCUCUUCCCACACACUUUCUUUCUGGCUGGCAUUCCAGGACUAACUGCGGCCCAUAUGUGGAUCUCAGUUCCCUUUUGCUUCAUGUUUUUCCUAGCACUGACUGGAAACGGUGUCCUUCUUUUUCUUAUCUGGACAGAACGUAGCCUUCACCAGCCUAUGUUUUUCUUUCUUGCCAUGCUCUCCUUUGUCGACCUGGUCCUCUCCUUAUCCACUCUGCCCAAGAUGCUGGCUAUUUUCUGGUUUGGGGCUACAGCCAUCAGCUCUUACUCCUGUCUCUCCCAGAUGUUCUUCAUCCACGCAUUCUCUGCCAUGGAGUCAGGGGUGCUGGUGGCCAUGGCUCUGGACCGUUUUGUGGCCAUCUGUAAACCAUUGCAUUAUGCAACCAUCCUAACCCCGGUCGUUGUCAUCAAGAUUGGAGGGCUGGUGUUGCUCCGAGGCAUUGGGUUGACCAUCUCCUUUCCAAGCCUGGCCCAUCGGCUGUCCUACUGUGGCUCACACACAAUUGCCUAUACCUACUGUGAGCACAUGGCAGUGGUGAAGCUGGCCUGUGGGGCCAUCACAGUGGACAACCUCUAUGCUUUUGCUGUGGCAAUCUUCCUUGGAGUGGGGGAUGUGGCUUUUAUUGCGUACUCCUAUGGGCAGAUUGUGAGGACUGUGAUGCAUUUUCCUUCACUGGAGGCACGUGCUAAAGCAGGCAGCACGUGUACGGCCCAUGUCUGUGUCAUCCUCUUCUUCUAUGGACCAGGCUUUCUUUCUGUGGUCAUGCAGCGCUUUGGGCCACCCACAGCCUCUGCUGCCAAGGUCAUCCUUGCCAACCUUUACUUGCUCUUUCCCCCUGCCCUGGACCCCAUUGUCUAUGGGGUCAAGACCAAGCAGAUCCGGGAGAGACUGUUCACAAUUUUGAGCUUAAAGCGGAUUGAGUCUACUUGA